CGAGCGCGAAAUGACCCGGGCGGGGAACCUGUGUCUGAGCUCUGCCGGGGCCGUGCUGGCUCUGGCCUCCUCCGGCGAUGGCAGACACCCGGCUGAGCACAUCAUAGAUGGGAAUGCAGACACAUUCUGGACUACAACAGGACUGUUCCCCCAGGAAUUCAUCAUCAGCAUGAACACUUUGCAAAAAAUUGGAAAAAUCACCAUUGAAAGCUCACAAAUAAGAAGUAUACACAUUGAAACAAGCACAUCCAAGGAACCAACUAACUUUGAGCGCUGUGUGGAAAGAGAGUUUGAGCAUGUUGAAGGACAGUUCCAGACUGAGGAAAUAACUCUUCCUGGAGUUCAAGCGAUCCAUUUGCGCUUUGUGAUCUUGUCUGGGUUUGAUCACUUUGUAGCUGUGCGCAGUGUGUCAGCAGAAAGUGUGAUGUAA
Nanorana parkeri is the source of this 430-nucleotide messenger RNA. RefSeq names its product heat shock protein family B (small) member 11 (gene IFT25). Gene Ontology annotation, biological process: intraciliary transport. The transcript is spliced from 6 exons. The record is from RefSeq and is a predicted model, not a curated record. Bases 11 to 430 code for a protein of 139 amino acids. Gene Ontology annotation, cellular component: intraciliary transport particle B; centrosome; cilium. Lineage: Eukaryota; Metazoa; Chordata; Amphibia; Anura; Dicroglossidae.